UCUCUCCCUCGCUGCCAACGAAUUAGCAGAAUGCUCUCCAAUGAAUCCUUGCGCCCUCCCGUGUAUAGCCGUUCCAAUUCCCAAGCUUCUGUUGAUAGCACUUCCAUGGAGGAUUUCUGGUGUGAGGUACAAAACAUCAAGGAGAACACAGAAGAAAGGCAAGAUGAGCAAACCUUGUUAGAAAUGAAGCCUCCUGAUGAAGGUGAACUAGAAGCUGAAUGGUUGCAAGAUGUUGGUCUGUCUACAUUAAUAUCAGAAUCUGAAGAAGACAAUGGGGAAGCAUUGCUAUCAACCUUGACCCGAACUCAAGCAGCUGCAGUGCAGAAGAGGUAUACCACAUAUUCUCAGACCAUGAGAAAGAAAAAUAAACACAUAAUCAGAGAUGUGCGUGAUAUCUUUGGUAUCCAUAACUCCUCUCCUACAUUUGAAACUCUACCAGUGUUACCUGUUACAACCAAUAGUAUCAAUUUUUCUGUGCAGAAUCCAGAUUGGAAAAUGGUUAGCUCUAGUGACUGUAUGGAAUAUGAACUCAAUAAAGACAGCCAGAUGGAGAAAGAGUUUUCCCUUGAAAUUUCAUUCUCAGAAUCAAUCACGGUGGUUCCAAAACACAGAGAUUGUCACAAAAGUCAAAGGUUAAAAAAGGAUGAUUCUUCAUUACCUAAAUAUACAAUUAGGAAAAGUCGACUUGGAUUAACUGAAGUUGGAGAUUUGUCUCCAGAGGACAUGAAGAAAAUUCGUUAUCUCUCUCUGAUUGAAUUAACGGCUGUCUAUGAUGCUUUAGGAAUAGAGUUGAAAAGGAACCGGACAGAAAGGAUGAAAAGGCGAGAAAAUGGCCUUUUUGGAGUUCCAUUAGCAGUGCUCUUGGAAAAUGAUCAAAAAAAGUUUCCUGGAAUUAAAGUCCCCCUCAUUUUUCAAAAACUAUUGCUCAAACUUGAAGAAACUGGUCUGGAAACGGAAGGUAUUCUUCGAGUGCCUGGAUCUGCUUCCAGAGUGAAGAGUCUUCGCCAAGAAAUUGAAGCCAAAUUUGAUGAAGAUGCUUUUGAUUGGGAUCAAGUACGCAACAAUGAUGCAGCAGGACUGCUGAAGAUGUUUGUGCGAGAACUACCAAGUCCUCUCUUUCCUGUUGAAUACUUGCCUGCUUUUAUCACAUUAGUAGAAAAAAUAUCCAAAAUCAAACUGCAGCUUCAGGCUUUGCAUCUGCUGAUCAUGCUCCUUCCCAAUGCUAGUCGUGAUGCAGCCAAGGCCCUUCUACAGUUUUUGAAGAAGGUAGUUGCUAAUGAAAAUAAAAAUAAAAUGACUUUAUGGAACGUAUCCAUGAUUGUUGCCCCAAACCUCUUCAUCUACAAAGGCAAACAUGCCAAUCAAGAAGAGAUGCUAGCAGCAGCCACUACUGCUCAUGUUGUAAGGCUUUUGAUUAAAUACCAAGAUAUCCUAUGGAUUGUCCCAACAUUUCUGAUUACUCAAGUGAGAAAAAUGAAUGAGGCUGCAAUGAACAAUACUAAAAAACAACUCAUGUUUGACAAGGGUGUAAGAAAACUAUUGAGAAGGAAAACUAUGGACCGGGAGAGACCAGAAAGAACAGAGUCAGAUAUACCUGAAGGUGUGAUAAGAGUCCAUGCUCCACUGCAUUCAAAGGUUUCUAUGGCAAUUCAACCAAAUAAUCAAACAAAAGCCAAAGAUAUUGUGGCACGAUUUUACUGUGAAAACAGACCUGGAUCAUCAGAAGAAUUCAAAAUGCCAGUCCAAAGUUUAUAUGAAAUUGGAGGAAAUAUAGGAGAACACUGUUUGGAUCCAGAUGCAUAUAUGCUGGAUGUGUACCGUGCCAAUCCUCAAGCAGAGUGGGUAAUUAAAGAAAAAAGAAGUUCAACAUUUUAA
This is a messenger RNA of Protobothrops mucrosquamatus (brown spotted pit viper), 1875 nucleotides long. It is a transcript of the gene ARHGAP28, whose product is annotated as Rho GTPase activating protein 28. Gene Ontology annotation, molecular function: GTPase activator activity. Gene Ontology annotation, cellular component: cytoplasm. Gene Ontology annotation, biological process: signal transduction; regulation of actin filament polymerization; regulation of small GTPase mediated signal transduction. The record is from RefSeq and is a predicted model, not a curated record. NCBI's taxonomy places the organism in Eukaryota, Metazoa, Chordata, Lepidosauria, Squamata, Viperidae. The transcript is spliced from 14 exons. The coding region runs from base 31 to 1875 and encodes 614 amino acids.